Messenger RNA from Andrographis paniculata, 6621 nucleotides. Its product is annotated as 1-phosphatidylinositol-3-phosphate 5-kinase FAB1B-like. Gene Ontology annotation, cellular component: endosome membrane. Gene Ontology annotation, molecular function: 1-phosphatidylinositol-3-phosphate 5-kinase activity; ATP binding; metal ion binding. The record is from RefSeq and is a predicted model, not a curated record. Gene Ontology annotation, biological process: phosphatidylinositol phosphate biosynthetic process. The transcript is spliced from 13 exons. Bases 807 to 6203 code for a protein of 1798 amino acids. NCBI's taxonomy places the organism in Eukaryota, Viridiplantae, Streptophyta, Magnoliopsida, Lamiales, Acanthaceae.
AUUACAAUGGAUAAUCGAAUCGGAUGGAUCUCUGAUGAUGCUCAUCAUCACAUCAGCUGUAUGUGGGUUGUCUUAUUUUAGACGGAGAAAAUGAAAAUGAUAAUGAAAACGGAAAAGAAAAUGAUCAUGCGGUGAGUCAAAUUCAUUCGAUUAAAACUUAAAAGAGAGUGGGAAUAGGAGUAAUAAUAGUAGUAGACUUCACCUCAAUUUCCGCGUUCUUAGUGAACUGUCUGACAGUUGGAUUUGAGUUGGAUUUUGAUCGAUUGCCCAGUGAUCGCGUCUUUCUAUCUCCCCUACUUUUUUUUUUUUUGUGGGGGGUUUCGCUUCUUCAGCUGUUCAGUGUUGUAUGUAUUAAAAGGUGCAUAUUUUGCUUCUUACCUUGCUUCUUUAGAUUGCUUUCUGUCUUAUUUGUCCAUGGCUGAAUGUGGGUUGCUCCCAGAAUUUAACUGAGCUCGACCUUUUUAUAUCUGCUACUUUCGGCAAAUUUUUUUAAUUGACCACCGGCUGCAGAAUAUUUCCGGUGCGUGUUUGAUUUGGUAGCGGUGGAGAAAUUGGGGAUUUACGUUAAUUGGGUGGAGGAGCAAGCUUCCUGCAACUCUUGCCCCCGUUGACGCUGAGUGUCGGCGGAAGGAGAACGGGAUUAGUGAUUUGGUCGUUUGGUUGUACCUUGUAAAUAGGCUUAUUUGGAAAUCUGGCUUGCACCAUUGUUCUGUUAUGGUAAUCUGUAUUUGGUGUUAGAAAUGAAUGCUAGAGUUGUAAGGAAAUGAGAAUAUCACAAUGAAAGGGGAAGCAGGGCUGUCGAUUCGAUGGAUGAAACAAACCAGCAGUAUUCUGAUGUGCUAGGCCUACUUAAAUCUUGGGUGCCAUGGCGGUCGGAACCGGCCAAUGUGUCCAGGGAUUUCUGGAUGCCCGAUCAGAGCUGCAGGGUGUGCUAUGAGUGUGAUUCGCAGUUCACCUUGUUUAACCGCAGACACCAUUGUCGACUCUGUGGUCGAAUAUUCUGUGGCAAGUGUACUUCAAAUUGGAUCCCUGCACAGCCUAGUGAACCAAAGAAUAUAGCAGAAGAGUGGGAUAGGAUUAGAGUCUGUAAUUACUGUUUCAAGCAGCAGGAACAAGGUCAGGCAGGUGUUGUUGAUAAUGGUCACCAGGUUGCUGGUUCGGAGAUCAGCAGUGCUUCGCCGUCAGCAACCAGUUUCGUUAGCAGCAAGUCUAGUGGAACCUGUGGCAGCAGUAGCAUUACAUUUGCAUCCCUGCCACAGUCUGCUGGAUUCAGUCCACAUCAAUCUGCAAUAAUGGAAACAACCGUCGAAAGACAGAAUGUCAUGCCAGCAACAACUAAUGAUCAUGCUGUGGACCGAGAAGAACAAAAUCAGUCUCAAAAGGAGUUUGAAUUUUUCCAAAGUCGGAGUGACGAAGAUGAUGAUCUUGAAUCACCACAUUUAAAUCCUGGAACAAGACAUUUUCCCGAGUUGAGUGGCUAUUAUGAGCACAAGCAGUUUGAGGAUGUCAGCAGUACCUAUAAAUCACACAAAGUUCAUCCUGAUGGAUAUGCUGGUGAUUCAAAAAGUUUGAGCAGCUCUCCAUUUCGAAACAGCUUUGAUUCCUUUAUUUCAGAAGAAGUCCAGCGCAUUGUCAGGAAAGGUGUUGAAAGUGAUGUCGUUGAUGAAUAUGAGGCAUCUGCUUCUUUGUAUGGAGCUGAAGAUGCUGAUACCCAACCAGUGGACUUCGAAAAUGAUGGACUUCUUUGGCUGCCCCCUGAACCAGAAGAAGAGGACGAUGAAAAGGAGGCACUUCUAUUUGAGGGAGAUGAUGAUACAUAUGCUGCUGGACACUGGGGAUAUUUACGAAAUUCAAGCAGUUUUGGGAGUGGGGAGUCCAGAAAUAGGGACAGAUCCAAUGAAGAGCACAAGAGAGUUAUGAAGACUGUGGUUGAUGGUCAUUUUCGGGGUCUAGUUGCUCAGCUUUUGCAGGUGGAGAAUCUUCUGGGUGAAGAUGAGAACGACCAAGAAAGUUGGUUAGAAAUAAUUACAGCUCUGUCAUGGGAGGCUGCGACAUUAUUAAAGCCUGAUACAAGCAAGAGUGGGCAAAUGGACCCUGGUGGAUAUGUGAAGGUAAAAUGUUUAGCCUCGGGUCUUCGAAGUGAAAGUUUGGUGGUCAAAGGAAUAGUGUGCAAAAAAAAUGUUGCUCACCGAAGGAUGGCAUCAAAAAUAGAGAAACCUCGCUUAAUGAUCCUUGGCGGAGCUCUUGAAUACCAACGGGUUUCAAAUGCUCUCUCAAGCCUUGAUACUUUGUUGCAACAGGAAAUGGACCAUCUUAAGAUGGCUGUUGCAAAGAUAGGUGCACAAAAGCCUGAUAUUCUUCUUGUGGAGAAAUCUGUUUCUCGACACGCGCAGGAGUACCUUCUUGCUAAAGAUAUAUCUCUUGUUCUAAAUAUUAAAAGGCCUCUGUUGGAGCGGAUUUCACGUUGCACUGGUGCCCAAAUUGUCCCUUCAAUUGACCAUAUGUCAUCACAUAAAUUAGGAUAUUGUGAUGCAAUCCAUGUAGAAAGAUAUUUGGAAGAGCAUGGCAGUGCUGGUCAGGCUGGAAAGAAGCUUGUGAAAACAUUGAUGUAUUUUGAAGGCUGUCCAAAACCACUGGGCUGCACGAUAUUACUUCGAGGUGCCAACGGAGAUGAGCUGAAGAAAGUCAAGCAUGUUGUACAAUAUGGUGUUUUUGCAGCGUAUCAUUUGGCUCUGGAGACAUCUUUUCUAGCAGAUGAAGGUGCCUCACUGCCAGAAUUUCCAUUGAAUUCUCCAAUUACAGUAGCACUUCCAGAUAAGACAUCAACCAUUGGCAGGUCCAUCUCAACUGUACCUGAUGUAGUGGUUCCUGCCAGUGAAAUAUUUCCUGGGCCUCAAUCUGUUGGUGAACCACAUAGAUCUAAUAGUGUACCCACUUCAGAAUUGCUGAAGGAAGCAGUUGCUUCUAGUUGCCAGACAGAACGUUUGCAGACAUAUAAUCCUCCAUCUCCAAUGAGCUCAGAGUAUGUGGACCCUCUUGUCCCUUUUUCUGCAGAGGAUUUCCAGCAUUCUGCUUUAAACAUGUCUUCAGAAGAUCGAGGCAUUGUUAAUCUGGCUUGGGCUUUAGAGGGAAAUUUUUUAGAAGGUAACAGAGUUGGUGUCAAAGGAGAUUCAGACCUUCAAAUCUUGCCAAGUUAUUCCCUUGAUAGUGAUACGAAUAGAAAUGUAUUAGACCCAUUAUCUUUGCAACUUGGUGCAAAACCAGCUCUUGAGGAACAACCUGCCUUAAAGGAAGAGGUUCUGCCUUCUCCAUCAGACCAUCAAAGCAUUUUGGUUUCUUUAUCAUCAAGAUGUGUGUGGAAGGGCACUGUCUGUGAAAGAUCUCAUCUGUUUCGAAUAAAAUAUUAUGGCAGUUUUGAUAAGCCAUUGGGUAGGUUUCUGCAUGAUCAGUUGUUUGAUCAGAGUUAUGUAUGCCGCUCAUGUGAGAUGCCUGCUGAAGCUCAUGUUCAGUGUUAUACUCAUCGACAAGGUACCCUAACAAUCUCUGUGAAAAAAUUGUCUAAGCCUAUAUUGCGUGGUGAAAAGGAUGGAAAGAUCUGGAUGUGGCACCGCUGCUUGAGAUGUCCAAAAAUUAACGGUUUCCCACCUGCAAUAAGAAGGGUAGUGAUGUCUGACGCAGCAUGGGGAUUGUCCUUUGGGAAGUUUCUGGAGCUAAGCUUUUCGAACCAUGCUGCUGCAAGCAGAGUGGCAAGCUGUGGCCAUUCUUUGCAUAGAGACUGUCUUCGGUUUUACGGGUAUGGGAACAUGGUUGCUUGCUUUCGGUACGCACCAAUUAGUGUUCAUUCUGUGUACCUUCCUCCGUCAAAACUGGGUUUCAGCUAUGAAAGACAGGAAUGGCUAGAAAGAGAGUUGAACGAGGUUAUUGGAAGAGCUGAGCUUUUGUUCUCUGAAGUCCUUAAUGCUAUUUGUCUUCUGGUAGAAAGACAUUCUGGUCUAAAUCUGCAGAGCAGCGGAAUCAGCAUUCCAGAAUCUAGGCGCAAAAUAGCAGAGGCAGAAGAUAUGCUGCAGAAAGAGAAGAUAGAAUUUGAGGAAUUGAUCCAGAAAAUUUUGAACAAGGAGGCAGGAAAAGGUCAACCUGUCAUUGAUAUUCUUGAGCUCAAUCAACUUCGUAGACAAUUGGUCUUCCAGUCUUAUUUGUGGGAUCAGCGCCUGAAGCAUGCAUCUAGCCUAGAUGUUAAGAACCGACCAGAAGACACAGGGCUUGCCUCUCCAGAGCUCACUAAGAAACUGGUUUAUGAUACUGAAAAUAUUCUAGGCCAACAGAAAAUUCUUGACAUAAAUGUUUCCACCAUUGAAACGGAUGCAAUGCCAAGUCCUGAUCACGGAACAAGUGAUGAAAUCAUGAAUCACCUUGCUGUGGUUCUUCAAAGAAACGAUGAAUGUAUAGAAUCUGAUCAGGAAAAUAAAAAUUUGGUUGCACUUCAUCCUGGGACAAAGGUUGAUGAUGGAUCUGAUCCUGUAGCAUCUGGUGUUACUGUUCAUAGAGCACUCUCUGAAGGGCAAGAACCUAUUUGUUUAUCAGAUACACUUGAUGCAGCAUGGACUGGUGAAAAUUAUCCAGUUAGAGGAAUCCCCAAGAACAAGAGUUUUCCUGGAACAGUUGAGUUCGAUUCUCCCUGCGUUAGUGUACCCGACAAGUCUGAUUCAGAAAACCCCAGAGAAAAUCUUAAUGUCUCUAAGAUGUCUGAAUUACCUUCCAUAAUUUCUACCAAAGGUUUGGAUGAUGACAAAGACAAUUUGAACUGGCUGGGCAUACCAUUUCUAAGUUUCUACCAAUCAUUAGACACAUAUUUUGUACGGAAUGCUCCGAAAUUCUUGAGUGAAUAUAAUCCAGUGUACAUCUCAUCCUUGAGGGAGUCGGAAGUCCAAGGUGGAGCCAGACUGCUUCUAAAUGUGGGAGUUGAUGACACAGUUGUUCCUGUGUAUGAUGAUGAACCUACAAGUAUUAUAUCUUUUGCACUUGUUUCUCCUGAUUAUAUUGCGCAAAUGGGUAGCGAGUCUGACAGAACAAAGGACGGUACAGACUCAGUUCUUUCUAUCCAGUUAUCUAAUGGGAGCACUUAUCAAUCAUUUUUCUCUUUGGACGAAACUUUGGACUCCUUCAGAAGCUUUGGAUCUGUAGAUGAAAACAUGUUGUCGUCAACAAGUUCUCGUACUUCAUUGUCCUUGGAUCCAGUGUCUUAUGAUAAAGCAUUGCAUGCAAGAGUGUCAUUUUCAGAUGAUGGACCCCUUGGGAAAGUCAAAUACUCAGUUACUUGCUAUUAUGCAAAGCGCUUUGAAGCCUUGAGGAAGAUAUGUUGUCCUUCAGAGGUGGAUUUUAUUAGAUCCCUUAGCCGAUGUAAGAAGUGGGGAGCUCAAGGUGGCAAGAGCAAUGUCUUUUUUGCAAAAACUUUGGAUGAUCGGUUUAUUAUCAAGCAAGUGACAAAGACUGAGCUGGAAUCAUUUAUCAAAUUUGCUCCGGAUUAUUUUAAAUAUCUUUCUGAAUCAAUUAGCACAGGAAGCCCCACAUGCCUGGCAAAGAUUCUUGGAAUUUAUCAGGUGACAUCCAAGCAUCUUAAAGGAGGGAAGGAAACAAAGAUGGAUGUCCUGGUUAUGGAGAAUCUUCUGUUUGGAAGAAAUUUGACACGGCUUUAUGAUCUCAAAGGCUCUUCCAGGUCCCGGUACAAUGCUGAUGCUUCAGGAAGCAAUAAAGUUUUGUUGGACCAGAACUUGAUCGAAGCCAUGCCAACUUCUCCAAUAUUUGUUGGAAACAAAGCCAAAAGACUAUUAGAAAGAGCUGUCUGGAAUGACACUGCCUUUCUGGCUUCAAAGGAUGUGAUGGAUUACUCUCUAUUAGUAGGGAUUGAUGAAGAAAGGCAAGAACUAGUCCUUGGAAUCAUUGACUUUAUGAGACAAUAUACAUGGGAUAAGCACCUUGAAACAUGGGUGAAAGCAUCUAUUCUUGGCGGACCCAAAAAUGCCUCACCAACGGUCAUAUCCCCAAAGCAAUACAAGAAGAGGUUCCGUAAGGCCAUGACUACCUAUUUUUUGAUGGUUCCAGAUCAAUGGUCACCUCCUAAAUUCAUUCCUAGCAGCAAGUCACAGUCUGACUUAUGUGAGGAGAGCACACAGCAGCACAUGGAAACUGGUGGUGGCAGAUCUUGAUACUUGGCAGGCAUGAAAAUGAGGACCUUCAUCCCAGCAAUCACAGUUGCACUCACAGUACAGUAGAAGCUGAAUUGAGAGACAGCUUUAAAGGCCAAGGGCGAUGGUGAUGGUGAUGAGGUUUGUUGUUUUCCAAACUAAACUGAAUCUUGUUGGAGAAUGAUGUAUCUAAGCUACAUCAAAAUUAUUGGAGUUUGUAUUGUGGUAAUAAUCCCCACCAAGAAGGAAAAAAAAAAAAAAAAAGGGAAAACAAACACAUGAUGUAUGGUGGGUUCCAAUUGGAACCAACAACAUAAUUCAAGACUAUUAAUUAUGGCGCUGUUCUUCUUAGAAUAGCAUCAUUAAACACUACUAAUAAGUGUGUAGUAGUCAUUUACUAUCCAAUGAGAUGAACAUAAGAAAUACAACUGUUGGUAUA